AUGCUAACUGGCCUUCAUUUCACCUUGAACAAUGCCCAAUAUGUCGAAAGGUCGGCCAAAGUCGAUGAAUCCAUCCCUCCAAUCUUACGGCUAGUGUCCGAAUCAAUCAUCGUAACAACUCCAUCUGUCCCGAGGCCCUCGGCAGUACAAUUGUCAUCGGGUUUGUGUCCGAUCGACGAUAAUCCUAUUGCAUUUUUCAUUCAAAGUUAUAUUGAUCCCGCCGUGGCAUUAUUCGGUGUUCCUGCCAACAUCCUCACGAUUAUCGUGCUGCGAUCAGAUAACUGUGUGUCAACCACACGCUAUCUGAUGCUUUCGCUGGCAGUGGAAGACCUACUACUGAUUGUUGUCUACAGCCUCUACUAUAUCCUACCAAAGCAAGUGGAAGACCAGUUUCGAUAUCUGCUUAAGUUUAUUGAUAGUCCACUUCAAUUUCUGGUAAAUUGGGUCAAGUUUGCUGAAACCUACACUAUUCUCCUCAUAAGCAUUGACCGCUUUCUGGCUCUCAACUUCCCACUCAGAGCGGCCGUCACCUGCCGAGUGUCCAACGCUCGUCGUGGAUUGGCAGCCACCUGGAUCCUCGGAUUGCUCAUCAAACUGCCGAAUCUUGUUCUCGACUACUGUCGUAUUGGUCCCAACGAUCCGUGCAUGCACUGUCAACCAGUCUUUCUCAACACAACAUGGUACAAAGCCUUCUACGUCGGCUAUGUAGAAAUCUUUGAUCAGAUAAUUGCCUUUCUGCUGCCACUUUUUUGUUUGAUAGUAAUGAACAGUUGCCUGAUUUACCAGCUGCGUCGCAUGAAUAGGAUCAGUCUGCAAAUGUUGGGUGAAGUCGAGAAGGUUAGCAGCCACAAUUUUGGUGGAAAAUACGCUGUUGGCAAGAACAUAAGGAAAGGUUACACUGACGAGGCUGCUGACAAGCCCAGAUACGAUAUUCUUAGAAGAGUUCAGGGCAGAAGCACACUGGCCAUCAGAGAGUGCCCAACUAAACACAAGUCUCCUACCUUGCUGAAGUUACGAUGGGACUCAGAGCCAGCUUCAGUGGAACCGGACAGCACACAGACGAGGGUCCCUUUAAUUGAAGUCGCUUCUUCUCGGCGGAUAACAGCUGGCCAGAAGUCGAUGGGUCGAGCUCCAAAGCAUUCUUCGCGACGAUACCAACAGCAUCGAAACAUUUCAGCUACAUUGAUCUGUGUUAUCACGCUAUUC
Protopolystoma xenopodis is the source of this 1206-nucleotide messenger RNA. NCBI's taxonomy places the organism in Eukaryota, Metazoa, Platyhelminthes, Monogenea, Polystomatidea, Polystomatidae. The record is from the annotation of a GenBank genome assembly.